AUUAAAUGAAAAUCAAGAUAGUUUAUAAUAACGAAAUCCAUCUUUUGAAAUCACAAAACCCAACUCUCUCAGGAAUUAGAGAGCACAUCAUUAAAAUAUAUCCAAACCUUGGUUCCAACUUCUCACUUACCUAUAACGACUAAGAAAACGACUAAAUCAGUUUAAGUUGUUAAGAAGAUCUAUAAGUUCUUAUUGAUGAAGGGAUAUAAACAAUUAAGGUUUUCGUGAUAACCUCCUCAAAGCCUAAACAAAAUCCUCAAGAUAAAAUGAUCCAUAAAAGGCAUACUUGUGAUGGAUGUUAGGUGCAUCCAAUCAUUGGAUCAAGAUUUAAAUGUCUUGAAUGUCCUGACUAUGACUUAUGUGAAGAAUGUCAAGUCAAAAAUCUUCAUAAUCAUCAUAAAUUCUUCAAGAUUAGUACAUAAGAAGAAUUAGAUUAAUUCCGAAAAGAACAUUGGACUAAAUUUGGUCAUUGGGGACAUAGAGGAUUUGGACAUCAUCAUGGUCAUGGACAUGGACCUCAUGGACAUGGGCCUCAUGGACAUGGAUUUGGACCACAUGGAUUUGGACCACAUGGAUUUGGACCUCAUGGACAUGGACCUCAUGGAUUUGGACCUCAUGGCUUUGAUGCUUUUAAGCAAAUCAGAGAAUUUUUCGAAGAUCCUGCUUUUAAAGAAAUUAAGCAAACUGUUUGUACAAUUGCUAAAGAUGUCUUUGGUGUUAUAAAGACAGAAAUUGAGAAACAUAGAAACGCUUAAUAAUAAUAAUAGGAAAAACCUUAAGAGGAAUGUGAUGUGAGUGAUGAAUAAGAAACAUAAUAAGAAGAACAGCCUUAAAAAGAAGUAUAAUAAAAUACAGAAGACAUAGUAGAAAAUGAUAAUUAAUAAAAUAAUGAGGUUGAAGAAAAAAUUAGAACUUUGAUUUCAAUUUUGUAAUGUGAAGAGGGAAUAGCUAGAGAAUAUGUUAAAUGCUUAAAGGAAUUACCAUUAAAUGAGAUUAUUGAUAUUAUAUUAGAAAAAAAUUGAUUACGAUGAAUAAUUAUUAAAUGAG
Paramecium sonneborni is the source of this 1047-nucleotide messenger RNA. Lineage: Eukaryota; Ciliophora; Oligohymenophorea; Peniculida; Parameciidae. The record is from the annotation of a GenBank genome assembly.